Molecule: messenger RNA, 1932 nt
Organism: Caenorhabditis briggsae
Lineage: Eukaryota; Metazoa; Nematoda; Chromadorea; Rhabditida; Rhabditidae
Exons: 10
Coding region: 1-1932 (643 amino acids)
Biological process (GO): cyclic nucleotide catabolic process
Cellular component (GO): cytoplasm; membrane
Molecular function (GO): 2',3'-cyclic-nucleotide 3'-phosphodiesterase activity
Source: RefSeq, a predicted model, not a curated record
AUGGCUCCAAAAAAGCACGCACAAUGUUUUAAGUUUGAUACUGAUAAUCAUAACAUUCGUAAAUGCGUCAAGGAAGGACACAGGGUUUUUUUAAUCCUCCGCGGAGCUCCUGGAUCUGGAAAAACGACACUUGCCAAGAGCUUCGUCGACAUUGCAGUUUCUGAGGAACUAAAAAGCGCGUUGAUAUGUGCUCAAACAGUGAUGGCUAGUCAAAUUGCAAAGAAAGUUCGCGAAGCCAUACGCAACGAUGUACCGCUUAUUAUUGUGGACGAUGAGCACGUCGACCGAUUAACAAUUAAAACCUUGGCACUGAUUGCGACUACGGAGAGCUACGAAUGUUUCGUGGCUGAGCCGGAUACUCUCUGGAAAUACAAUGCGCAAAUAUGCAAAGAAAAAACUCAACGAAGUGACACUAUUGAUAUGAUCAGCAAAAAAAUUGCAACCAUUCAAGCGGCCACAUUGCGAUGGGAUCACAUUGUAGCUGGUGGAGAAUCUAACUUAGAAGUGUAUAAUUUUUAUGAUAAUCCAAGCUCAUCAGAUAGCUACAUUGCUCCAAAAAUAUCGUCACUCACUGUGUCUCAAGAAUUUUCAUUGGCUCCCACACCGAAAAUGACGAGUACUAGGUCAUGCGGCACUACCGUUUGCAUGGAAGCAAUCAUUCAUGAAAUGGCUGACAUUGACGACGAGUUCCCCCAUUGUGGCUUCUUUCUCGGUGAAGAAAAAACAGUCAAAGCCAAAGAUAUGACUAAUAUCUCGAUGGUCGAGCGAUGCGAGGAAACCGAAGAUGUUCGUUUUUCGGCAACCGGAGAACGUAGCGUUCAUCCUUGGCCGCCACUAGUAAAGGGUACUUCCGAUGACGUUGCUUUUUCGCUUCUCCGAUGUACUUUCGGAGAAAUUGAUCUGGCUGUUUUGCGGCAUAACCUACAAAUAUUUGGCUACGAAAUAGCUUUCGAAAUAUUUAAAAUUCUCGAAGGCACAUCUGAGAACGAUCUUCUACCUAGCGACGAUCGAUUUUUAUUUGAGGAACUUGAGCAAAUAGAGAGCUACACUAUCCCCAAUAUAGAAGAUGAAUUAGAAGCGAGACAAUCGGAACGAGAAAUGCUUCAAUUUCAUGAAGAUGAAGAGGCUGACACUGGAAACGAUGCACAAAUUGCUUACCUUGUGUUCCUAGAAUUGAAUGGAUCAGACGAAUUGUCUCAAAACCAGGACGAUUUCAAUAUAUCGCGGCUCUCGAGAGCGUUUCCUGAUUGUCCUGAUGUCAAACAAGUGUACGAGGCCGGUAUGAAAGACUACGAAACCGUACGCGAAAUGCUUCGUGCUAUGGAAUAUCAGGAAUUCCCACUCGAACCGAUCGUCCCACAAAAAUCUAGCACCACAUACAGUGGAACCGUAGCGAGUUCCAGUCCUGUACGCAGUGCAAAACCCAUGAAAACAAAAAAUAAUGAUAAUCACUUUUUGAAAAAACAACCCAAUCGAAAAUCUCAUCAACCGCUAAAAGAAGUUCAACGAGAAGCUUUGGAGAUGCGGAAUAACAUUGGAAAAAACGUUUCAAAUCAAGCAUCGUUAGUUGCAAAGCAGUUUAGUUAUUCGGCUACAUCGGAGAGCGCGACGCGAAGAAGGGAACAGUUAGCCAUUGAAAUUGGGCGAAUCGACCAAAAAAUCCGUUGUGCUCAUAACAAUCCGUGGAACCUCGAUUUACAUUAUAUGUCGGUGGAUGGAGCUAUUGAGCUGGUUUUAGAAGCGAUAGAAGCAGUCGAGUAUCUGAUAAAAUAUUCACCAGAAAAAUUUCCGCGACGCAUCACAGUCGUGACGGGUUCUGGAAAUAACUCGAAGGACGGUGCAAAGAUUAAACCACAGGUCAUCUCGAUGCUCAAAUCUAGAAGAAUUUCGUUUGGUAUGCUGAACGAUGGAUGCAUAGAAGUGAAAUUAUAA